GGUUGUCUUGGAGAGGGACGCGUAGGCUACGCCACCGCGGACGGGUCGGAUCCGGUCCCUGGACGCGGAACAGAGAUCCCCUGAUUCAGCCACCCCCAGAUUGAGCCCCGUAGAGUGCGAUCCUACCUUCCUGCCCCGACGAAAAUCCCAGAGACGCUGCGGACAACACCAGCAUGUCGAGCGAGCAGAGCGCGCCGGGGGCCUCACCCAGGGCCCCGCGUCCGGGGACCCAGAAGUCUUCUGGCGCGGUGACCAAAAAGGGAGAGCGCGCGGCCAAAGAGAAGCCGGCGACCGUUCUGCCUCCCGUGGGGGAGGAGGAGCCCAAAAGCCCUGAGGAGUACCAGUGCUCCGGGGUCCUCGAGACCGACUUCGCCGAGCUCUGCACGCGGUGGGGCUACACGGACUUCCCCAAAGUUGUCAACCGGCCCCGCCCCCACCCGCCCUUCGUCCCCUCCGCCUCUUUGUCGGAAAAGGCCACCUUAGACGAUCCGCGGCUGUCGGGGUCCUGCAGCCUCAAUAGCCUGGAGAGCAAAUACGUGUUCUUCCGGCCCACCAUCCAGGUGGAGCUGGAGCAGGAGGACAGCAAGUCAGUGAAGGAAAUCUACAUCCGCGGUUGGAAGGUUGAGGAACGGAUUCUGGGUGUCUUCUCUAAAUGUCUGCCCCCGCUUACCCAGCUACAGGCCAUCAACUUGUGGAAGGUGGGGCUGACCGAUAAGACCCUGACCACCUUCAUCGAGCUCCUGCCUCUCUGUUCAUCCACGCUCAGGAAGGUGUCUCUGGAGGGGAACCCACUGCCGGAGCAGUCCUAUCACAAGCUCAUGGCCUUGGACAGCACGAUUGCGCACUUGUCUCUGCGGAACAAUAACAUCGACGACCGCGGGGCGCAACUCCUGGGCCAGGCGCUGUCCACGCUGCACAGCUGCAACCGCACCCUUGUCUCGCUCAACCUGGGUUUCAACCACAUCGGGGACGAGGGCGCAGGCUACAUCGCGGACGGCCUCCGGCUGAACCGUUCCCUGCUCUGGCUGUCCCUGGCCCACAACCGCAUCCAGGACAAGGGCGCCCUGAAGCUGGCUGAGGUCCUGCGCGCCUUCGAGCUGACACACACCGAAGUGGUGGAGCGCCGACGCCUCCUGCUGGAAAAAGGGACACAGGAGCGCUCGCGAUCGCCCUCCUCCUCUCGACACGGGGACUCCAAAACGGACCGUGAGAAGAGUCAGAUGGUAGGGAUCAGCAAUAGUGCAUUGGUGGACAAGACAGACAAGACGCAGACAAUGAAAACCCCUAAGGGCCUGGGCAAGAAAAAGGAGAAAUCAUGGGAAUUGGCCAAGAAAGAGGAGAAGUCGGGGUCCGGGCAGUCACCCACACAAGGAACCCCUAAGAAAGAAGAUGCCACAAAGGCAGGCAAGGGGAAGGUAACCAUCCCUGAACAGAAGCCAAGCAGGGCAAAAGGGAUCAAGAUCGGGAGCAGAGAGAAGCGCAGCAUCCUCCUGGAGUCCGAGCAGCUGGUUGUUGAGGCUACUGAGGUGGUCAACCCUCUCCUGGAGCCUGUGGAGCACCGAGAUGGGAAAGUUUUCAUGCCUGGGAACAAGGUCCUUUUGCACCUCAACCUCAUCCGGAACCGCAUCACAGAGGUGGGGCUGGAGGGCUUCCUUGCCACAGUGCAGUAUCAGAUGCAGUUCUCCAAGGCCAAGAGUGCAUCCAAGGGUCCAGUGGGGCUGCUGUGGCUGUCCCUGGCUAAAAAUUGCUUCGCCCCACAAUGUCCUGCGUACGCCAUAAUCCAGGAGCUGAUGUUGCCAAGGGAUCCCAUCAAGGCCAAACUCAGGGAGGAUGAGGCCAUGGCAUUCUUCCCCUAGCCCCCUCCCACCUGCUUGCCUCUAAGACUCGGGGCUACAGAAGCACCUCCUGUCCCUGUGUGGGGUGACCUCCCUGGGGGAGAUCUCAGACCAAUAACAAAGUCUCUAUACUUUUCCUUGA
Molecule: messenger RNA, 1977 nt
Organism: Pan troglodytes (chimpanzee)
Lineage: Eukaryota; Metazoa; Chordata; Mammalia; Primates; Hominidae
Gene: LRRC71
Product: leucine rich repeat containing 71
Exons: 15
Coding region: 174-1856 (560 amino acids)
Molecular function (GO): protein binding
Source: RefSeq, a predicted model, not a curated record